UUAUCACAAAUCGUAUUUUUGAAUAAAUUUAUGCUUCAAUCUCUUCGCUCGUUUAUUUGUUACUUUAUUGAGUAAAUCUCAAUAAAAUGCCGAUAAAUUGACAAAUUCAUCAAGAUUGAUGAGUCUAUUCGUUCGAAACGUUUGAUCAGUGAUUGCCAGCUUCGUUGUCAAGGAUCUUUUUAAAGUUAAUAAUACGUGAAAGAGAAUUUUAGAAAAUCACCGCUUAACUGCGUCAAUAAUUCACUAGCGACUGCAAUCGUUUUCACUCAAUCGAUCCUAAGAGCAAUUACUGCUCGCACGUUAUUUUGUUGCUCGUUAAUUGAAAUUGAUUAAAAUUCAGUUUAAUCUUUGUAAUAGCCCUACUAAUUUUUUAAAAUAUAUCUAUAGCUAACAUUUCCAAAGGUUUAAUGAGACAAAAUAUUAAUAACUUUAUUUAAGAUAAUUAUUUAAGAUAAGUUUAGAAAUCGAAAAGCAAAGACUCUUUGAUAUCUUGUAACGUUAUCGUGUAAUCUGAUAUUGAGAAUUUAUUAUAAUACGUUUCUUUAAAGGUCCAGGCAACUGUCUAACAAUAUUUGAUUGAAAAAUAAUUCUAUUCUAUGUGGAUUAAAUUUAUCAGCAAAUCUAAUAAUAUCAUUAGAUUAUCGGUUGCCAGAACCAGUUACGGAACACCAUGUACUUAUAUAUAUACAUAUAAAGUUUCUUGAACAGACCCUUAAUAUUUCUUUCACAUCCGAUUACCAAACAAUCUUUUCUUCUUUUAUCGAACAACCACCUGCGCUUCCGGCUAUUUACAAGGGUAAACGGACUCUGAAAGGAAAUUAAUCUUUUUCUUCGUUUUCCCAAAAAAGAAGACCGGAUUUAUUCUUUUUUGUUCCUAUAUUUGCCAGCUUGGAGAAAUACGAAUCGAAUUUAUGAUGUCCGUUCGAACUCGGAAAAGGAAAUUGUGACACAUCGAUUGGUUCGGUCUCUUGUCGAAUUAUCUAUAUUCAAGAUGGAUGCUUUUGGAAUGUUUUAUCCACAAACCGUAUUGAAUCUAAUGGAUGAAGAUUUACAGUAAUCAUUUAGGCCAGUCCUAUUUAUAUGCAACAAUAAAAAUGAGGAGAAGUCAAAAGAUUUUGCUUCAAAAUUAGAUUUGCUAUGUUCAUUUUUAGAUCUUUUUAACAUUUUCCUAAUAAUCAAUUAAAAAUACGUUUGUUCUUUAAAUAUUAUUAUUUAUACGUGUAUAUACAUAUCACGUUUUUAACCUUUCUCAAAGGAGAAAACGAACUUUGCGAGUAUGCUUACGAUAUAGUAAAAUGCUUUUUCGAUUAUAAUCCAAAGGUUUAUCAAUAAUUAUUGGAUUUAUUCAAAAGACCUCCAUAUCAGCAGUAGCUGUAACAAUAAUGCGACUAAUAUUGUUAAAAAAAAAAAACAAACAAACAAAAUUAAGUAAAUAAAUGAAUAAACAAAUAAAUAAAAAAAAAUUAUUAAUUAAAAUCAAAUGAAAUAAAUAUGCAAUAUAUGUUUGUAUAUAAUGGUUAUUCAUAAAUGAAAACGAAUCAUUUUAACCGACUAACCCGAUUGACAUACUUCUCUAUCAAUCGAUUAACAUUACGAGUAUAUACUUAGGUCGAGCGAUAAUACACGGUGCAAUUAAAGCGUUCCGAUAAAUUUCGAAGUAUCCGAUUCAAUUGAUUCACACAAGUUUCGAAGGAAGAUAUACUAGUUGGUAAAACGAGAAGAAAAGAAACAAAAAAAGUGAUACGGUUUGUGUGGAGAUAAGGGAUAAUUCUUGGAUAAAUUCGAAAGAUAAUUCGAAGAAAGCUCGGCUCUCUGAUUCAAGAAUGAAGAUAAAUGGUCGAUUGCUCGUCGUUUGCACGAUUCUCUUGGCUCUUCUGGUUUCGACGAAAGCGGAUAUCAAGAGAGAAUGCCGCAAGCAGUCAAUGGUUUCAUGGGAAUCAUUGAAGAAAUUAAAAGACGGCGAUUUCGAGCAAGAUGAUCCACGAAUAAAAUGUUAUCUACGAUGCUUUAUGAUGAAAAAUGGUAUACUCGAUGACAACGAUCAGUGGACGGAUUUGGAAAAGGCACUUCAACAUUUACCGAGAUUUAUACAGGAAUCCUCAUGGGAAAUAUUCCGUCGAUGCAAGUCCGUCCCUGGAGAUGAUCUCUGCGAUAAAGCGUUUCAAGUAGCCAGAUGUUAUGUCAAAUUGCAACCGCUGAUUUUGAAUUUCGUUUCCUUCGUCUAAUGGUUCCAUUAAAUUCGUAUAAUGCGUGACAAAUCUGGGAUAACUCUUUUUACGUAUUACAUCUUUUAUCAUAUUUGAAAGAAUUGUUUAUGAUACUUGGAAAUAUUUUUAGACUUGCAGCAUUUUGUAGGGGAAAAAAAAAAAACAGAAAAGUCAAAAAAAAAAAAACAAUAUUUCAAAAAAUCGAUACAAUUGAAACAAUGCUUAUACAUAUAUAAUAGUUUAGGAUGACAUAGGAAUUUUUGAUUUAACGGAUUCCGCGUUCCACUGGAAUUUAGCUGUCAGAGGAGAGAUUGAUGGCGAAACUUACUGCACCUCACUAAAGCAAUAUUUUAUUAUGAUAUUUUUUAUUAAUCAGAUAUCAUUCUAAAUUGUUCAAACAAAAAAUGGCCAAAGUAGACCUUGUAUAGUUGUUUUUUUCCCCAUAAAUAUAAUAAUACUACUAUUAUAUACGGUGAAAUAUUUUUCUUUUCUUCAUUUCAAUAUAUUAUUCAAGAAAUCAGUUACCAUUAUAUAUGCUGAUAUUCUGACAACUAGCUAUGUUUCAUGUUUCGUUCUAUCAAUAUUUCGUUUAUGAUAUCAAACCGACCUAUAAACAAGUAGCAUAUAAAUUACAUUCACAAGCGCCACAAGGAAUACGAUUUAUUACAUUUUUCGUUUCCUUAUGGAAAACGAUUCUUGUACUUUGAAAUAAGAACGAAUCGAUUUGUACAAUUCAAUGAUAAUAUAUGAGAUAAAAAAAUUUAUUAAUAAUUACUCUUAAUUGAUGAAUCAAUUUUUUUGUUUAUUAAUAUUAUAAUAAACAAUAUAAUUUUCAUUAAUAUUAAUAACUAUUUCUAUGAAAGAUUUAGAAUUUUUCUUCGAUAUAAUGAUUCUUCCUAGAAAACUCAAAAGUUAUCCAGUCUUAAAGAAUUCUUUUAUUAUAAUAUAUAUAUAUUAUAUUCGUGAAUCAAGUAAAUACAUUCGACAUAUUAUUAUUUGUAAUAUAUUUCAGUUAAUAGAUAAAUCUAAUCGCAAGUCCGAUGUUACAAUCGACGAACUCCUGUGACUCUAUUUUUUGCAAUAGCUUCGCGAACAAAAAAACUUUGCCCUGUGAAUAUUUGAAUAUUCGAUAAAGAACUGUUCCGCAUAAAUCUCUAUCGCGAAUCGUACGUUGGAGCGCGAUUCAAUUACUGAUCGAUUUGCAUUUGACGAAACAUCCGAACGAUUCGACAUACCCAACCCAACGUACUCGAAACUAAUUGCGAUUUUCAUCGGCACGCGACCAAAGCUAUGUCUUUUCUGAUUCUCUCUGACUCUUUAUCGCUACUGUUAACGAUCAUCUUUAUGAAAAGAGAUGAAAAAGAUAGGAAAGGAGACGAUAAAAGAAUAGCAAAGAGAAAAUAUAUGAUAUUUAUCAAAGAAUCAAUGUUAAUUUCUCGAUAAAGAUGCAUUUUUCUUUUUUUCUCUUUGUUUAUAUUUUUUACUCAGCUUAAUGAAUAUUACAUUCACUGAAAUCUAAAUUCAUCUUAAUACUCUGGAUAUAUAGAUAAAAUGUAGAAACUAUUGGCAAUGUUGAUCUCAUUCCGUUUCGUAUCGCACAGAGUGAUUCUCCAAUUUCCGGAUGAAUAUAGCAGUCGAUAGUGAUUGCUUUAGCCUUUUGUAAUCCAGUCGAUUCCAUUAAUUUUCAUGAAAACAGAUACGAGACCAUCAUGCGAAUAGGAAACCAAACAAUCUUUGUCGUUACAAACGUGAAAUAGUAUUAUAGGCAUUAAAAGUUAUUAGAUCGAAAUUUAUUAUCACGAUUGAUUUUUCGUUUCUUUGGAUGAAAAAUUUUAUCGAAUAUCUCUCGACAUACAUGAGAUUGAUACAAGAGUUAAUUCUCAUUGUAUUUGUAACGUCGAAUAGCGUUGAAAAGUUUAAUUGAAUAUUUCGUCGAGAAAUGAGAAACUUAACUUUACCCUUUUCUUUCGAGAAUCCUAGUUAAUAAUAGAUAAAAGAGAAAGGGAUUUAUUCGGAACGCUCCAGAUUUCCAACUCUAAUUUCGUAGAGAACGUUAAGGUUCAAGGUUUAUAUCUUUUACUUAGGAUUCUUGGAAGAAAAGAGUAACGUGGUUAAAAAUUCUAUUAUUCGACAUGGAUCGGGAAAUAAUAGUCCUUAUUAUUCUAUGUUUAAGCUAUCCAAUCAAAAAGAUAUUCUUCUUAAAUUUCUGUUUUUUUCUUGAAAAACAAACAAUUAGUUCGAUACUUUUACACUUUACAUAUAUCAAAUAAAUUUCUUAUUCUUAUCGAUCCGAGUAUCGUAUAGUCGAAGAAGAAACCAUACCGUUUCCUGUUUCUUCAUAUUCCUUCGCGUUCCUUGUAUUUGAAUCUUGGCUCAUAGUUUUAUCAUCACAUUUUCCGCCGUAGCAUACUGUUGGUUUGGACACAUCCGAACACAAUACUUUCUCUGCUGAUCAAAAAUAUUUUUGUGAUACAUUUGGAUAUUAUUUGCGAUUAUAUAUAUAUAUAUAUAUAUAUAUAUAUAUAUAUAUUAUUGCGAUUAUAUAUAAUAUCAACUACAUUUCAAUAUCGAUUAGAAAAAGCGAUAUAUAUGUACUAAUCAAUUUCAUCUUGUCGAUUUUCGUUGUUAACGUCAUCAAGUUUCUCUUUAAAAAAUUAUUCGAAAAUUGACGAAAUAUUACCAAUCGUUUCAUUGCUUUUAGGGAUCGAAUUCAUAGUCGUUCCAUUCAUUGUCGUUUCCCAAGAAGUAUAACCAUAAGUAGAAGCAGCCAUUGCUUUUUGGGAACACUUAACGUUCUCCUGCUUGCUAGAAUAGUAAUUUGGCAAAAUUGGUUCGCAACAACCACCGCCGCAGCAAGUUUGCCUCCAAGAGCAGCAUUCCAUUGAAGAAGGAGGACCCUUAUAGUUAUUGAUUUCCCUGUAAAGAACGAUCGGCAAAAUAUGUAAAAAAAAUUAUCAUGACUACGAGACCAUUAGGAUUUCUCUCUCUUCUCUAUUAUUUAUAUUUUUAGCCUUUAGUGUUCUUAAAUAGGAAAUCAUUAAAACAUUUCAUCAAUUUUGUUUUCUACUUAAAUAUCCAAUUUUUCGAUAUUAGUAUCAAAACGGUAAAAUGGUUUUUUUUUUUUUUAUUUUUUUAUUUUUUUACCCCGCAUCAUCGAUUCUUCGAGACGAGAAAUCUUCUAAUUACGGUUUUAUCGUAUAAUUGUUGGAAUUUUUAAAUAUAAAAAUACAAAUUGAAUAAAAAAUAAUAAGAAGAUCGCAGACUGUUUUUAAAACUUACUUGCAAUUAUUAAACAUUGUGCCAAACAGAAAAUUUUUUAAUUAAUUCUGGCCAAAAGAAAAAUUUAUAAAAGGUUGCUAAAAGGUUAUGCUUGUCGUUUUCUAAUACAUAUUGAUAAGAUAUUGAAAUCGAAACGACGAUGAAAACUAGAUCGAAAAAAGAGAAGAUCGAGUUCUUGUAUUAGCUGCUCCUCUAACAAAUUCCAUAAUAGUUAUCAAUUUGAUUUAUUCACAUUCCUAAAUAAAAAAAAAAAAAAAAAGAAAAAAACAAAUAUAUAAUCUUUCCGAAUAAAGAACGAAUAGAUGAAAAUUUACUGAAGCAUCUCUUAUAUUUAUUUCGAAAUCAGGAUUACAGAAUUAUCGUAUAUGGUUUAAGAGUCGUAUGAUCUUCACGAUUUAUUUUUACUGCAACAAUUAGCACCUUCUUUUCGAGUUUCCUUGGACUUAUUACUGCUUUUCUC
This is a messenger RNA of Vespa velutina, 5946 nucleotides long. RefSeq names its product general odorant-binding protein 56d-like (gene Obp9). The coding region runs from base 1824 to 2225 and encodes 133 amino acids. Gene Ontology annotation, molecular function: odorant binding. The record is from RefSeq and is a predicted model, not a curated record. Gene Ontology annotation, biological process: sensory perception of smell. Lineage: Eukaryota; Metazoa; Arthropoda; Insecta; Hymenoptera; Vespidae. The transcript is spliced from 8 exons.